Molecule: messenger RNA, 939 nt
Organism: Camelina sativa (false flax)
Lineage: Eukaryota; Viridiplantae; Streptophyta; Magnoliopsida; Brassicales; Brassicaceae
Product: putative pectinesterase 14
Biological process (GO): cell wall modification; pectin catabolic process
Molecular function (GO): pectinesterase activity
Source: RefSeq, a predicted model, not a curated record
AUGGAUUCUCCUAAAUGUGCUAAGUUCUCAAAGUUUCCAACCAAAGGAUACACUAUGGUGUUCAAGGUAUCUCUUCAAGGUUGUGGAAGGUUCACAAAGAUCCAUGAUGCCAUUGAUGCAAGCAUUGGCUCAAGUGUAACCAAGACCCUCAUACUCAUUGAUUUUGGCAUCUAUAGGGAGAGAGUUUUUGUUCCUAAGAACAAGAACAACCUUGUGAUGCAAGGUAUGGGGUUCUUAAGGACAUCUAUUGAAUGGAACAACACAGCCUCUUCAUCCCAUGGAACAUUUGAAAGCUUCUCCGUGGCUCUCUAUGGAGAUCAAUUCACGGCCAAAAACAUAAGUUUCAAGAACACGUCUCCCGCACCCAACCCCGGAGCAGUCGAUGCACAAGCGGUGGCUCUAAGAAUUGUAGGUGACAAAGUUGCCUUCUAUGGAUGUGGCUUCUAUGGGAACCAAGACACACUAUUAGACCAAGAAGGACGGCAUUACUUCAAAGAGUGUUUCAUCGAAGGAUCUAUAGACUUCAUAUUCGGUAAUGGGAGAUCGCUUUACGAGGAUUGCAUAAUUCAUUCCGUAGCAAAGGAGAAUACAAUCGGGUGUAUUACGGCAAACGGAAAGGACACGUUAAGAGGUCGAACCGGAUUUGUUUUUGUGAAUUGCCAAAUUAAAGGAAGCGGGAAAGUUUGGCUUGGGCGUGCGUGGAGACCAUAUGCGAGAGUUGUCUUCUCCAAGACAUACAUGUCAAAAGUCGUUUCUCUUGAUGGGUGGAACGACAUGGGAGAUCACAAGACACAAAAGACGGUGUAUUAUGGAGAACAUCGGUGCUACGGACCUGGAGCCAAUCAUAGUGAACGAGUUCCCUAUGCGAAGCAACUCACGGAUGUGGAAGCGGCUCCUUUCACCAACAUCUCCUUUAUCGAUGGUGAGAAAUGGCUUUAG